Molecule: messenger RNA, 747 nt
Organism: Durusdinium trenchii
Lineage: Eukaryota; Dinophyceae; Suessiales; Symbiodiniaceae
Source: the annotation of a GenBank genome assembly
AUGAUCGAUGAAGCAGAGACCUUACCCUUGCCUCCGGGCACCGACAUAUUUUCUGAUGCCUUGACCGCAAAAGAAUGUGAAGAAUUUGAAGAGGUUGAGGAAACAGAACAAGACUGUGAGGAAGCAGAAGAGGAAUCACCAGAACAGGAUUCAGAAUAUGUUGAAACCGUUCUUGAUCAUGAGCAUGUUGAAUUCCCAUCAUCUGCAGAAGACACCGCUCAGCCAGAUGCGCCUGAGCAAGCGUACCUGGACCUCGAGAGUGAUGCGGAGGUGGAAGAGGGCGGACAGACUUCUUCGAAAGGUACCUUCCAGGACUGCCUUCUCGAACAGGUAGAGGAGAAAUGUGCAGAGUUGGAAGGCAGCUCGAAAGCAGAUUUGCUUAAGGCACAGAAGGUACUUCGGAAAGCAGUGAGAGAGGAGGAGAAGGACCAAGAGGAAGAGGAGGUUGAGGACCCGGAUAGGAGACUUAGAGAAGAAUUUGAAGGAGAGGAGGGUGGAGACAAUGGCAAGGGAAAGCGUCAAGCUAAGCAUAGGGCAGCAAAGAAAAGGCAGAUCGAGAAGGAGCCUGAGGAAGGAACUGAACUUGGAAAGGGAGAAGGGAAGGCGGGAGAGGAGCGGUCAGAACCACCUGGCACGUCAAGCAAGGGUAAGGAACCAAAGCGGGCAAAGACAACGGGUAAGGGAAGAAACAAGGAGGGGCAGGAUGAGGAGGAGAAGAAAGACACAGAGACCGAGGAGACCUGUUAA